CGGGCCCACAGUCUCGUCAACCGUAUUCACUCGGGCCAUCGCGGAAAGCUCACUACUACUCACGCUACACAAUGCUGCAGUAGGAAGCACCUCGCCCAAGGCAAGUAAGAGACCCUUCGUCUCUCCGUUUCGUUGUCACGACAUCAUUCAACUACUCCAUUGAGCAUUGCACGCCAUGGCCGAGCAGCAAGUCGCCCGGAUCAUCGUCGAAAGCCUUGUCCAGGCCAAUGUGAAGGUCGUUUUUGGAAUCCCUGGAGCCAAAGUCGAUGCCAUAUUCGACACCUUAUCAGAUCAUCCCGAAAUCAAGUUGGUCGUCUGCAGGCAUGAACAGAACGCUGCCUUCAUGGCGGCCGCUGUGGGCCGCAUCACGGGCAAUCCAGGUGUUUGCAUCGCGACCUCAGGGCCCGGAGCAGGCAAUCUGACUACAGGGCUGGUAACGGCAACGACGGAGGGUGACCCAGUUGUAGCCAUUGUCGGCAGUGUUCCUCGUCUGCUGAGCACCAAGCACACACAUCAGAGCAUGAAAGCCCUCGACAUUCUGCGUCCAACUGCGAAGUCAGCUACCAACAUCGACGUGGAAGAUCAGGCCGCAGAGGUAAUUCUAGCGGCGUUCCGGGCUGCCAAUGCCAAUCCAAAAGGAAGUGCAGUGGUAUCUCUACCUAUGGAUGUUGCGGCAGGCAAGAGCAAGAUUACUGCCUUCCCAAGUUCGGCAUUCAAGUCUCCACCUCUUGGCCCAGCGCCGACUGCCAAUGUACAGACUGUCGCGAAGAUGAUAGAUGAGGCUAAGCUACCAGUUCUCUUCCUUGGUCAAAGAGCAGCCAGUACCAUUGUCGUGGGUGCAGUUCGCCAAUUCCUCCAAAAGCAUCCGAUCGCGGUCGUCGAAACUUUCCAGGCAGCGGGAGCUGUUUCAGCAGACCUUGCUGAUGAUGUAUAUUUUGGACGCGUUGGACUGUUCAGAAAUCAAACAGGGGAUAGAGUCCUUGCCCGGUCGGACCUCAUCUUAUGUUUGGGCUACGACCCGACUGAAUAUGACGCGAGCUCCUGGAAUCCGAAGUCCAACUUACGUAUCAUACAUGUGGACUACACAUCCUGCGACUACGGCGCGUACUAUCACCCUGAAAUAGAGCUACUCGGCUCUGUGAAAGAGAACAUCCUGGCCCUUGGCGACACGGUCAAGCACGUGGCGAAUCCAGCACAAGAUGAAUUCUGCAAGUCCCUGACUCGGGAGCUACGAUCCUGGCAGCACGACAUUGAGAACUUUAAAAGUGACACUGGACUGGUUCAUCCACUUCAAUUCGUCGCCGCACUGCAAAAGCGAGUCUCGAAGGAGACAACCGUCUGCGUGGACGUUGGCACAGUCUACAUCUACAUGAUGCGCUACUUCUUCGCAUACGAGCCUAGAAAGCUGCUCUGCAGUAACGGACAGCAAACAUUAGGAGUAGGAAUGCCCUGGGCGAUAGCUUCCUCGCUUGUCCAAGAUCCGCCUUGUUCGCAGAAGGUGGUUUCUGUCAGUGGUGAUGGAGGCUUUAUGUUUUCGUCACAGGAACUUUCGACAGCAGUGCUGCAGGGGUGCAACAUCACUCACUUCAUCUGGAAUGAUGAAGCUUACAACAUGGUCGAAUUUCAAGAAGUGAUGAAGUAUAAUCGCAGCUCAGGCAUCAAGUUGGGCGGCAUCGACUUUGUCAAAUAUGCUGAAGCAUUUGGAGGCAAAGGCUUCCGUAUACAUGACUCCUCCGAGAUUGAGAGUGUCAUGGACCAAGCACUUGCACACAAUGGACUUUCUUUGGUGGACGUUCGGAUCGACUACUCUGGCGCCAAGGAUCUUGCGGCCGGACUCAUUCAGGACUCAGUCGGCUGAUAUUGAUAUUCCGAUACGCAGAGAAACAAUUGCUUGGGGUGCAGAAUAAAAGCGAGGCACUGAAGUAGUGCAUGGUAUAGAGUCUCUGUUGCUCGACAGAGUUAGGUCAUCACAAAAUCCAAUCCCUUCAUAAUCAACCCUCCACUUCUU
Messenger RNA from Cercospora beticola, 2008 nucleotides. RefSeq lists its product as uncharacterized. Gene Ontology annotation, molecular function: thiamine pyrophosphate binding; acetolactate synthase activity; flavin adenine dinucleotide binding. Lineage: Eukaryota; Fungi; Ascomycota; Dothideomycetes; Mycosphaerellales; Mycosphaerellaceae. Gene Ontology annotation, biological process: butanediol metabolic process; L-valine biosynthetic process. The record is from RefSeq and is a predicted model, not a curated record. Gene Ontology annotation, cellular component: acetolactate synthase complex.